Molecule: messenger RNA, 2219 nt
Organism: Monopterus albus (swamp eel)
Lineage: Eukaryota; Metazoa; Chordata; Actinopteri; Synbranchiformes; Synbranchidae
Product: E3 ubiquitin-protein ligase TRIM39-like
Exons: 2
Coding region: 37-1773 (578 amino acids)
Molecular function (GO): protein binding; zinc ion binding
Source: RefSeq, a predicted model, not a curated record
ACACAGAGGGAGGAAAGUUUCAGUCACAUUCCUCAAAUGAAAGUGAAAGUUAGUCAGAGCGACAGCAGAACUGCAGUUGAGGGUAGUUUCUGUGCUUGUGUCCAAAGACAAAUUCAACCGGGUUCAUCGGUUCUUUCUCAGCCACCGACUCAGACACUGUGUGUAGACAUGUCUGGUGCCACAAGUCCACGAUCUGAAGACCAGUUUCUGUGCUCCAUCUGUCAGAACGAGUUCACUGAUCCAGUCUCCACACCAUGUGGACACAACUACUGCAAAACCUGUAUCACUGACCACUGGGAUGCUAGCGACAGCUGCCAGUGUCCCAUGUGUAAAAAGGUUUUCAAGAAAAGACCUGAGCUGGACACCUACACCUUCAUCUCUGACAUGGAUGCUGAGUUCAGACAUGAACCUGCCAAACCAGUAGAAGUUCCCUGUGAUGUCUGCACUGGAACCAAAAUGAAGGCCCUGAAGUCCUGCCUGGUGUGUCUGGCCUCCUACUGUGAGACUCACCUGGAGCCUCAUCUGACAGCUCCACGUCUGAAAAGACAUCAGCUGGUUGAGCCUGUGGAGAACCUGGAAGGCAGGAUGUGUAGACAGCACGAUAAACCUCUGGAGCUGUUCUGUAAGACCGACCAGAUGUAUAGCUGUGUCCUCUGCUCUGUUUUAGAGCACAGGACACAUGAGUUUGUUCCUCUGGAAGAAGAAUAUGAAGGAAAGAAGGCAGAGCUGGGGAAGACAGAGGCCGAGAUUCAGCAGAUGAUCCAGAAGAGACGAGAGAAGAUUGAGGAGCUCAAACAGUCAGUCAGGAUCAGUAAAGAAGGUGCAGCCAGAGAGAAAGCAGCAGGUGUUCAGGUCUUCACUGCUCUGAAGGAGUCUGUUGAGAGAGGCCUGAUCCAGCUCAUCAAGGAGAUCGAUGAGCAACAGGAAACCACAGAGCAACAGGCUGAAGGCUUCAUCACAGAGCUGGAACAGGAAAUCUCUGAGCUGAGGAAGAGGAGCACUGAGGUGGAGCAGCUCUCACACUCUGAAGACCACCUCCACCUCCUCCAGAGCUUCUCCUCCCUGAAAGCUGCUGCACCCACCAAGGACUGGACAGAGGUCAGAGUCCGUCCUCCGUCAUAUGAGGGGACUGUGGUGAGUGCUGUGGCUCGGUUGGAGGAAGCGCUCAGUAACGAGAAGAAAAAGCUGUUUGAGGCUGAGCUGAAGAGGGUCCAGCAGUUUGCAGUGGAUGUGACUCUGGACCCUGAUACAGUACAUCCUGAUCUCAUCCUGUCUGAUGAUGGGAAACAAGUCCAUGAUAGCGAUGUGAAGAAGAAUCUCCCAGACAAACCAGAGAGAUUUUCUGAUUGUGUUAGUGUCCUAGGAAAGCAGAGUUUCUCUUCAGGCAGAUUUUACUUUGAGGUUCAGGUCAAAGGAAAAACUGAGUGGACUUUAGGAGUCGCCAGAGAGUCGGUCAACAGGAAGGGAAACAUCACACUGAGCCCUCAGGAUGGUUACUGGACUGUAUGGUUGAGAAAUGGAAAUAAGUACAAAGCUCUCACUGGCCCUGCAGUCCGUCUCUCCCUGAAGUCUGGGCCUGAGAAUGUGGGGAUGUUUGUGGAUUACGAGGAGGGUCUGGUCUCCUUUUAUGAUGUAGAUGCUGCAGCUCUUAUCUACUCCUUUACUGGCUGCUGCUUCACUGAGAAACUCUACCCGUACUUCAGUCCAUGUUUUAAUGAUGGUGGUAGAAACUCUGCUCCUCUGAUCAUCUGUCCUGUCAAUCAAACUGCCUGAUCUUGUUUAGGAUAAAGUUCAACAGGUCACAGUUUAUACUCACUGAAUGUUUCUGUAUAUUGUAGCUUCAGAGCGACAACAUGAGCACAAAGUCUGUGUUCACUGUUAUCAAGGAUGGAGACGGGUUUCUUUCUGUUUAGACUUGGAGGCUCCUGAAGGGGUUAGGGUGGCCUAAAGGUCAGAGGGUCGCCGCUUAUAUUCAGCGUACGAUGAUUGUACAUGUGAAAUUGUUGUUUUUAAACUGUCUCUUAAGAGCUGAUCACCAAUAAACCACAUCUCUGUAAAUCGUGUCUCUCCCAUUAAAACAUGUAAAAACCAAGUUAAAAGUGCUGCACUGGUGUGUGUCGGCUGGUUUUGUGUCAGACGUCACAGCCCGUGUUCCAGGUUUUAAUUCUGCAAGUGUGAACAGUCUGAGCUCAGAAAUUAACUGUAUAUUCACUAUACUU